Molecule: messenger RNA, 1729 nt
Organism: Lymnaea stagnalis (great pond snail)
Lineage: Eukaryota; Metazoa; Mollusca; Gastropoda; Lymnaeidae
Source: the annotation of a GenBank genome assembly
UGGCAGGACCUGAGUUAUGUCGCGUGCAGCUGGCCUAGGGCAAUGUUCAUUGACAUUUCUAUGCUCACAACUGUCUUCAUCUCCACCGAGAGGUGUCUCUGUGUCAUCCUGCCAUUUAAGGUCAAAGGUGAACUGAUUUUAAAUAUGGAACAGCCUCGAUUCCAAUAUUUCAUUAAUGAUUGGUCAGAAUGGUAUUGCUGUAAAGUUUACAGUGUAAACCUUGAUAAUUGGGAGACAUUUUGUCAGGCUUGAACAUUUCGAUUAUAAAUAAUUGGACUAUAAAUAAUUGAAAUAACUUUAUAGCACCAGUUUUAGGGAUGUUUUCUACACAUUUUUAUAAUUCUCCCAAAAGUCUCAUUAAAAAAAAAUAAUUGCCUUAGUUUUGAGAUUUCUAGAAAAACAUGCUUUAAGUGAAUUGCAUUUCUUAGAUCUGUUUUUUUUUUUAAUAUGCUGGAAGUGAACCACACAUUGUAAGCAGAGCAGAGUCACAUUUUUUUAAUAUAAAUAAAGGAAACUUAUCACAUCUAAACACACAAAAAUCUCUAAAAAAUAAUUCAAUCCCUUCUGGUUAGUUACAAUUUUGAGCCAUUGAAAUAAAUUAAUUAGGUAAUUAUGAGUGUGGCUCGUUAUUGCAAUUUUUGUAAUUAGACAUUUUUGAAGUCCACCCAAUAUGUUGUUUAAACAAUUUUCUACCUUUGCUACUAAACGACUGCAAAAUGGCUUAACACUAAUAAUCUUAUAAAAAGGUUUUAUAUUUACAGUCAUAAUAAAAGUUAUACUAUUAUAAAUGUAACGUUUUCUAUUCCCAGGCCUUAUUACAGCUUCCAGAGCCGCCAAGAUAUUGAUCAUCAUUUACCUGUUCCAAUUUUCCUGCUACAUGCCCGUCUUUGUGACCAACGGGCUGUCAUGGCAACCCACCAUGAUGUACACAACGAAUCAAUCCACAAGUAACCUGAGACUAGACAUAUGGUUCGCACCAGGUCGUGUCCAGAUUGAGACCGUCAGUAACAUAUUUAACAGCAUAUCUAUCCCAACCAUCUCCUUUAUCACUGUGGUAGCCUGUACGUACAUCCUCAUCCAAGCUUUAAGGCGAUCUGCCCACUUUAGAUCACAGGCUGCAUCUUCUCAUACCUCUGCUGGAGACACUUCCCAAAGGAACGCUUUGAAAGAGAGAAAUUUGGAGAACGGAAGAGAAACAAGGCCAGCUGCAGGGCUAGAGUCUCACGAGUCCAAGGACAAAGCAUAUAUUUUAUCAAGCAAAGACAGAAAGGUGGGGAAGCUGGUGACUUUAGUGGCUGUGGUUUUUAUCUUGUGCAGCAUGCCCCAGUUGAUGGUCGUUUAUGGUAGAAGGUUUCUCCCUGACCUCGACGUAAAUGGACGAUAUGAGAAUUUCAUGUGGACGGCGUUUGGGACUGGGUUCAUCAUCGGUGGUAUCAAUGCUUGCAUCAAUAUGUUCAUUUAUCUCAAUUCUAGCUCUAGGUAUAAGACAGUGUUUAAUGAGAUCUUCUGUCACGGGGAUACUUAAAGUAGUCCCUACAUCUCAGCCUUUUUCCUCAAGUCUUAUGAAAGAAUGAAGUCGUCUCUACAUCUCAGCCGUUUUCCUCAAGUCUUAUGAAAAGAUGAUCUGUAAUCUUCUUUGAAAUUCAAUUAUUUGUUCUUACAGCUAGUAAUAAUCUACUGCAUGCUUAUCUAUGAUAUCUCAAUACAGAGGGCAAAGCUUAAAUCUGAA